AUGAUGUCCUCAACCAACGAGGAGGACCCGUUCCUCCAAGUCCAACAAGAUGUUCUUGCCCAGCUCCAGUCUGCUCGCUCCCUCUUUAACUCAUACUUGCGCAUUCGUUCGAUUACUACUUCAGCGACAUCCCCUGAACUAGCGUCAGCCCGCGCAGACCUCGAUAUUGCGCUCGAGUCGCUUUCCGAGGACCUCUCUGACCUGACCGAGGCCGUUCGUGUGAUCGAGGCCAACCCCUCUCAAUAUGCACUCUCCGAGGCCGAGAUCGCGCGACGCAAGCGUCUACUACAGGAAGUUGGUGGCGAAGUGGACGACAUCCGCGAGGAGCUGAAGAAGCUCUCUAGCAAGGGGGCAGCAAUGGGGACGUCGUCCAAAUCCCACCCCCCCGGAUCCAGCGACCUUCCGGACCCGUCGACCUUCCAUAUCCCAGAUGGCGAGACUGGCGGCUCUGCCGACUACGCAGCGGAAUUCGAGCGCGAGCAGCAGUUGCAGAUGCUCCGUGAGCAAGAUGAACACCUGGAAGAUGUAUUUGUUACCGUGGGCAACUUGCGGCGGCAAGCAGACGACAUGGGUCGCGAAUUGGAGGAACAGCGUGAGAUGCUCGAGGUGGCAGACGAAUUGGUUGAACGUGUCGGGGGCCGUUUGCAGACUGGAAUGGACAAGCUUAGCAUGAGGGCCUUGAAGUUUGGGUCACUCGAUGGGUGGCAUGCUUAA
Thermochaetoides thermophila DSM 1495 is the source of this 714-nucleotide messenger RNA. RefSeq lists its product as uncharacterized. Gene Ontology annotation, biological process: Golgi vesicle transport. NCBI's taxonomy places the organism in Eukaryota, Fungi, Ascomycota, Sordariomycetes, Sordariales, Chaetomiaceae. Gene Ontology annotation, cellular component: membrane. The record is from RefSeq and is a predicted model, not a curated record. The coding region runs from base 1 to 714 and encodes 237 amino acids. The transcript is spliced from 3 exons.